GUUGGACGACAGUAAAGCCUGGUCACCAUCGCCGGUGUGUUUGUGCUUCCUGACCAUCCCAUUUAACGUGUGGGGAAUCCUGCAGCACAUAGUCCACGACAACCAGCCGAGCUGCGGAGAACCGAUUAUCGUGGGCACCUUUAACGUUAAAGUUAUGGUGUUAACCCCGAGCCUGGUGCUCAGGCUGGAGGUCCAGCAAGCAGCAGCCACACCUGCCCCCGCGCUGCUGCUGCCCACCAUGGCCCAUGGGAGAGGUGCUCUGCGUUCAGGUGUAAGUUUGGGAGUCCUCCAGUACACUGUGGUCAGACCCGUAACCACGGUGAUAGCACUGAUCUGUCAGCUCUGUGGGGUUUACGAUGAAGCCAACUUCAGCUUCAGAAACGCCUGGUCCUACCUGGUCAUCAUCAACAACAUAUCACAACUGUUUGCCAUGUACUGUCUGGUGCUGCUGUACCGAUCUCUCAAAGAAGAGCUGACUCCCAUCAGACCUGUGGGCAAGUUUCUCUGUGUCAAACUGGUGGUGUUUGUCUCCUUCUGGCAGGCAGUUUUAAUAGCGUUCCUGGUGAAGGUCGGUGUGAUCUCUGACAAACAUACCUGGGACUGGGACAGUGUGGAGGCCGUGGCUACUGGACUGCAGGACUUCAUCAUCUGCAUAGAGAUGUUCCUGGCUGCCAUCGCUCACCACUACACCUUCACCUACAAACCAUACGUACAGGAGGCAGAGGAGGGGUCGUGCUUCGAUAGUUUUCUGGCCAUGUGGGAUUUCUCUGACAUCAGAGCUGAUGUCACUGAGCAGGUCCGCCAUGUUGGCCGUACAUUCCUGGGUCGUCCCAACAAGAUGUACUUCGGCACAGUAGCUCGACCCGAACACACCGAGCACACCGGCCUCCUCACAGCAACCUCCCAGGACCCCGUUGCCGUGGCAACCACAUCUAUGCCCUCCUCCCCAUCCUCGAGCGGUCUUUACCAAGGCCUCGGCCACACUCAUGCCCCGCACUCCAUCUCUGCGCCCGCCGGGUUCACGUCCUCGUCCUGGGACGACGACAGCGACCACACGCCUCCUGAGGCGGGUGACACCACUGGAAACACAUAGCCCGGGAUGGGAAUCUUUCUUUACGUCCUUUGCCCCCUCCCCCUCACUUGUUUUGAUGUGCGUCGUGGAUAUGGACAAACAAACUGUCAGAUUCUGUAAAGUCAGAAUAAAAAUUUGUCCAAAGUUCAUGGAAGGAUUUUAUCAGGAUUGAAGAAAUCAGAGAGGUCUGCACUCUGUGAUGUCAAAGCCAUGUUUAAUGAGAAACGUAUUUUUAAAAAUAAUUACCCAGUUUUAAAAGUUCUGUAUUUUGAUGUGUGAUGUCAUUUUGAUAAAUGUGUCUCGAACUGUCGAAAGGAUAUUUGGCGUUUUCAUCGAAAGAUGGAGCAGCUUGUUGGUUUUACACCUGCACGGUGCUGAAGUGUCCUUGGGGGUAGGUUUAACUGUUUGUUCUGAUACAUAAUAAACGGCCAUGUCAUAUCUAAUCACCAGAAACUGUGUUGUUGCUAUCAUCAUUCUCCAGUAACUCAAGCAAAGUCGAGUAAGACCACAGCAACAACCUCCAGCUUCUCUGCUUCAACUCUCUGAUGGACAAUAAAGGAAACUGCUGCC
Molecule: messenger RNA, 1642 nt
Organism: Larimichthys crocea (large yellow croaker)
Lineage: Eukaryota; Metazoa; Chordata; Actinopteri; Sciaenidae
Product: transmembrane protein 184C-like
Exons: 10
Source: RefSeq, a predicted model, not a curated record